Prunus avium (sweet cherry) is the source of this 2045-nucleotide messenger RNA. The record is from RefSeq and is a predicted model, not a curated record. Lineage: Eukaryota; Viridiplantae; Streptophyta; Magnoliopsida; Rosales; Rosaceae.
UUAAACCCUCCCAACUCCCAAGUCUCUUCUCUUUCUUCUAUCCACAUACUCUGCUACCCGCCAUGUCCCUCCUCCGCAGGACCUUCCCUCUCCUACCCCUCCGCUCCAAACCCCUGAACCCUCUCCUAUCCCACGCCUUCCUUAUUCUCAAACCCUCCUUCCCUAAACCACUUCCCAAACACACCUCCGUUUUCUCUUCUUCGUCUUCUUCUUCCACCUCCACCUCCUCUUCCACCACACCCAUUUCCAAUCCCAAGACCCCAAUUGCCCAGACCCCUCUCCAAUGGGUCACCCGAACCGGCUUCUGUGGCGAGCUAUCCACCGCCGAUGUGGGCAAACGGGUCACGCUUUGCGGGUGGGUCGCCCUCCACCGGGUCCACGGCGGCCUCACCUUCCUCAACCUCCGGGACCACACCGGCUCUGUUCAGGUCACCACUCUUCCCGAUACGUUUCCCAAUGCUCAUUCCGCCAUUAACAACUUGAGGCUCGAGUACGUCGUUGCCGUCGAAGGCGUUGUCCGGUCUAGACCGGCGAUUGGUGAAGACGACGACUUGUUCGGAGGCACGGCCAUGAUGGGUUUGCUCUGUAAAGAAAUAACUAAGGAGAUAAUUGAAAAUCAAAUACCAGUUGAGCAAAGAAUGACCCCUCUCCAAUGGGUCACCCGAACCGGCUUCUGUGGCGAGCUAUCCACCGCCGAUGUGGGCAAACGGGUCACGCUUUGCGGGUGGGUCGCCCUCCACCGGGUCCACGGCGGCCUCACCUUCCUCAACCUCCGGGACCACACCGGCUCUGUUCAGGUCACCACUCUUCCCGAUACGUUUCCCAAUGCUCAUUCCGCCAUUAACAACUUGAGGCUCGAGUACGUCGUUGCCGUCGAAGGCGUUGUCCGUUUAUUUGAAAUUCUUGUUAAAUUGAGGUUUCCUUUAUUUGAAUUUCAGGUAUCUGAUAUAUUCUCAGAUUCCCCCUUCAGGGUUUUUGCCGAUACUUUGCAAAGUGGGGGAGUUCUCAAAGUUUUAUGCGUACCUUCAGGUGCUAAAAGCUAUUCAAACACGGCUCUAAAGAAGGGUGAUCUUUACAAUGAAGCAAUCAAAUCUGGAGCGAAGGGUUUGCCUUUCCUCAAGGUCUUGAAUGAUGGGGGAAUUGAGGGAAUUCCUGCGUUGGUAUCUACUAUGGAUCCAACAAAUACCGAGCAGUUUCUGAGUCGUUGCUCUGCCAGACCAGGUGAUCUUAUCUUGUUUGCAGUGGGUCAUCAUUCAUCAGUUAAUAAAACUCUAGAUCGACUACGGGUCUAUCUGGCACACGAGCUUGAUUUGGUUGAUGAUUCCAGGCAUUCAAUUCUGUGGGUGACCGAUUUCCCAAUGUUUGAAUGGAAUGAUUCUGAGCAAAGGCUGGAGGCCUUGCACCACCCUUUCACUGCCCCAAAUCCUGAAGACAUAAAAGAUCUUUCUUCUGCUCGUGCUUUAGCUUAUGACAUGGUUUACAAUGGAGUUGAGAUUGGUGGGGGAAGUUUAAGAAUAUAUAAACGUGAGGUGCAGCAGAAAGUUUUGGAAAUUGUUGGUAUCUCCCCUGAAGAGGCUGAAGCGAAGUUUGGCUAUCUUCUUGAGGCUUUAGACAUGGGUGCCCCUCCACAUGGGGGGAUUGCUUAUGGUUUGGAUAGAUUGAUUAUGUUGUUGGCGGGUGCUAAUUCCAUUAGGGAUGUCAUAGCUUUCCCGAAAACGACAACUGCACAGUGCGCCCUCACGCGAACACCAUCUCAGGUGGAUCCGCAGCAGCUAAAGGAUCUAUCGUAUCAGACUCAUUAGUACAAUCUUCAAUCAGCUUAUCCACAUCAGAAGAUAUAGCUACCCAUAUUUCUGUUCCCUAAUUGUUAUUGCACUUGAUCAUUGAGCUUGUGUGGUCUGGACAAGUCAAUUUUUGAUUUCCCAGGGAACUAUAUAGUACUGUCUGUUUAAGAUAUUUAUGAUAAGUUUUCUUUUUUCUUAUUCAUAAACCCCACGAUACCCAAUCUUAUUAAUGACCCAGAACUGAACAACAGAUUUUUUGCA